UCCAGGUGCCGGGGUCAUUCAUCAAAUUAGCAACCCCAUGGAACGGUAGAAUUGUGAACAGCCGGCAGCAACAGAAGCAAAAACGUCCCAUCCCGAUGAGAUUUUAUUGCGGUCUUUGAGGCAGCAGCCACAUUCUUUCGAAUGAGAAGAGUCGAUGCGAACACGGAAGUGAAGUGAAGUGAAGUGAAAGUGGAAGCCCCAACAGAGCGCUACUAAAGUUGUUCCAGGAAUCAAAAGAAGGAAAUUGUACCAAAAGCCCAAAACGCAAAAGGGGCGCGGUCAUGUUAAGAAGGAUGGAAAAACACAUCAGCUGCCUGGCGGCCCUAAUGUGUACCACCUACCUGAUGCUGACGAUUAAAUGCGUGCACGGAAUUGAUUGCUUCAAAUGCGUCUCGAUGAAUGGUGCGAAUAAGGCGUGCGACGACCCGUUCCACAACAACUUUUCGACGGCCAUCCUGGAAUCGCCGUGCAUGGGCGGCCGGAAGGGACGGGAUGGCUUGUUUCCGGCCACAUCCUGCAUCAAAAUAGCCGGUUACUACGAUGAUACUGGCGAGACAAUCACCGUUCGAGGCUGUGCCCUGGACAGCGGCACUCUGACCACCGAUACGGAAAUCAUCCGAAUGUCCCACUGCGGCCGGUUCUUCUACGACGAUAGAUACGUCCAUGGGUGCCUGCAGAGUUGCAACGAUGCCGACGCGUGCAACGGAAGCACCAAACCGGAUCCAGUUCGCUCCUUGAUGGUUUACCUCACCGCACUCGGUGCAGUUCUGGGUUGCGUGCUGUACCGUAGACGUCCAGAAGCUCUCACCAACAGCAACAGCAGCAGCCGAGCGAUGGCGUCCUUGCAGCACCGAUCCUUUCAGCUUGACGUCGCCACUACCGGAAGCUAACAAAGUGGGAACAACUAGCUGCCUAAUCAACCGCAUCGGGCGAAUAAUUUAUGAAAACUGUGAACCAUCGUAGCGUUUAGUUAGAUCGCUAUAAUAUAGAAGUGGGGUACCUACCUUACUAGUUUGUAGUAGAAAAGAGGGUUAUCUUUCCCGGUGCGACCAGGAUGUCACGGUUGGAAAAUGAGAAUUAUUAAUAAGAUCAGGAGACACAGAAUUAGGCAUCAGGUAUUCAGCGUCGGGUCAUCCGGAGGAAGAUUCCCAACAUUGUCCACAUUCAUUGUUUGUACAAAAUAGCGGCACAAAUCUCUCACCCAACUUAAGAAAAAAAAAACAUAAAAUCAGCUUUUGUAGCUUCGAUCGAUGUAAAAUAUAUUAAAUAGUCACUAAGCGACGCCUCCCCCCAAAAAGAAGGGCGUUCUUAUCGCCGGACCAACCGGAAAACAAAGGUACACUGCACUAAUGCUGGAAGGAAUUUAUACUAACACAGAGAAAAUGUUCUGCUCUACGAGAAGCAGUCGUCAGAAUCAAAAAAACCGAAACCAAAAUUCAUACUAAAGUUAAAAAUAACAUUGAAAUCAAAACUUGUAAUAGGAAUCUUAAAUGAGUCUUAUUUGUAGCACAGUUAAUCUCUAGGUAAAUGAUGAAAAUCAAAAUAGGAACGGAAAAAAACAAGAAUAAGUCAAUACAUUGUAAAUUAUAACGUAAAAAGUGAAGAACAACGGGUGAUCUAUAGAACAAAGUAGUUGUAUCUGCUCCCUGAUGAAACGUGGAUGGAAUGCAGUAU
Molecule: messenger RNA, 1674 nt
Organism: Uranotaenia lowii
Lineage: Eukaryota; Metazoa; Arthropoda; Insecta; Diptera; Culicidae
Exons: 5
Coding region: 282-890 (202 amino acids)
Source: RefSeq, a predicted model, not a curated record